UUCACCCUUGAUUUAUUCUCCAUCUCCGUUUCUUCCACUGCCCCAAAAUCAUUACCCACAAUUGCCUAACCAUGUUCUUCUUUCUUCUCUUCUCCUCUCUGGGGAUUCUCCUUUUCUUCUUUCUUUACUUGCUUGUUCUGGAAUUCAGGUAUUUUAAAUCCAAGCAGCCAUCCUCCACUCAUUCCCCUCCUUCUUAUCCUUUCAUUGGCUGUCUCUUCUCUUUCUACAGAAACCGCUACCGUCUUUUGGACUGGUACACCGACCUGUUAUCCCAGUCCCCGUCCCAGACAAUCGUGGUGAACCGUCUCGGAGCGCGACGAACUGUGGUCACAGCCAACCCGGCCAACGUCGAGCACGUGCUGAAGGCCAACUUCAACAACUUCCCCAAGGGCAAGCCGUUCACUGAGAUUCUGGGUGACCUUCUUGGUUGCGGAAUAUUUAACGUGGAUGGCGAGUCGUGGAGCAUACAAAGGAAGUUUGCCAGCCAUGAGUUCAGCACCAAGUCGUUGAGAGACUUCGUCGUGAAGACUCUCCAAGGAGAAGUAGAGAACCGACUGAUACCCGUGCUCGAGGAGGCUGUGAAGAGAGAAAAAAUUCUAGAUCUUCAAGAAGUUUUAAGGAGAUUCGCCUUCGAUAUUGUGUGUAAGGUGUCGUUGGGGACGGAUCCUUGUUGUUUGGAUCUUUCACGGCCAGUGCCACCGCUUGUUAAGGCCUUUGAUAUCGCGUCGGAGAUAAGCGCCAAGCGUGGAAUGGCACCGGUUUUUCUAGUCUGGAAGAUAAAACGAGCUUUGAAUAUUGGAUCGGAGAACAAACUCAAGGAAGCGGUUGAACUCGUUCGUGGUUGUGUUUUAGAUAUUGUGCGAAACAAAAGAAGAGAUCUCGAAGAGAACAACGGAAAAGAAAGAAGCGACGGCGGUGAUCUUCUGACGAGAUUGUUAUUAGCAGGACAUAACGAGGAGUUAGUAAGAGAUAUGGCGAUAAGCUUCAUCAUAGCAGGACGGGACACUACCUCGGCGGCUAUGACCUGGCUCUUCUGGUUGCUCUCUGAACAUCAGAAUGCAGAGAGCCUGAUAAUGAAAGAAGUAGCAUCCUUGCUUCAUGAUGGUGAAAAACAGUUGGACUACCAAGUACUGAAGGAGAUGAAUUUUAUGAAAGCAUGUUUGUGUGAGUCCAUGCGGCUUUACCCUCCGGUAGCGUGGGACUCGAAGCACGCGGUGAAUGACGAUGUGUUACCUGACGGAACUCAGGUAUGGAAAGGUGAUAGGGUGACGUAUUUCCCAUAUGGGAUGGGGAGAAUGGAGGAGCUGUGGGGGAAAGACCAUUUGGAGUUCAAACCGGAGCGGUGGUUGGAAGAACCGGGAGCGCGGGGGGAAAGGAUGGUGAUGAAGGGGGUGAUUCCGUACAAAUUUCCGGUGUUUCAGGCAGGUCCUAGAGUGUGUCUGGGGAAGGAGAUGGCAUUUAUUCAGAUGAAGUACGUGGUGGCUUCGGUAAUUAGUCGAUUCGAGAUCAGACCAGUUUGUGAGGACCGGCCUGUUUUCGUGCCCCUCUUGACGGCUCAUAUGGCAGGUGGGUUUAAAGUUGUUGUCAGGAAAAGGUUCAGUUCCAAGCAGUGAAAUGGCAGGACUAAUCCUCCAAUUUAAAAUCAGCUUAUACUAUAAUAAAGAUUAGUCGAUAUUAAUUACUUGUAUUGUAAAAAAUUAAAAAUAUAUAUUUUAAAAUUAUGUUAAUUUAAUAAAAUAUUAUAAAAAAU
Rubroshorea leprosula is the source of this 1750-nucleotide messenger RNA. The record is from the annotation of a GenBank genome assembly. Lineage: Eukaryota; Viridiplantae; Streptophyta; Magnoliopsida; Malvales; Dipterocarpaceae.